Symbiodinium sp. CCMP2592 is the source of this 1479-nucleotide messenger RNA. The record is from the annotation of a GenBank genome assembly. Lineage: Eukaryota; Dinophyceae; Suessiales; Symbiodiniaceae.
AUGCACCAGAAGAUCAAAGCGCUCUAUGGCCUCACCUUGGUCGGCGGUUCCGGCCAGGUCAAAUACAUUGAUUCGGCGAAGAAGCCUAGCCUCUCGAGCUGGACUGGCAUGCUUGUUACAAGUAUCAUUCUACAGCAGCUUCUGCCGAAGGCCUACAUGAAGACGUCAGGGCCUUCCACAGACGGCCGAGUCGUUGAGGAAUGCUUAGUGCAUGACUUGGAGCGCAAUGAGAUGCCAAACUGGAUUCGGGAGCAAAUGUGUGAUCUGGAGUAUGAUGAAGACAUCGCCAACAAGGUGGCAAAUGUCUUUGCCUCUUUCACAAGGCCGGUGCUGAUGGAGAUGUCAUAUGAAAAUACAGCGUCCGAUCUGACAACAGCCAAGAUCGACGAGAGCAUCGCACGAGCAGCAGCAAGGGGUCUGUUCAACCGCAUUCAGAAGGAUAUUGCCCAACCACAACCCGUUCAGAGCGAUGUUCCCGAAAAUGUCAAGGCCUUCGCGCGAGCUUUGGAUGAUGCAGAGCUGGACGGGCAAAUUCUGAAAACGGAAACGGGCAGUUUCAAGUUAGAGCAGGACUCUGAAAUUUGGGACGAGAAGCAGUUCUACGUGCGGGGGUGCUACACAGAAAUUGCCGACAUCAUGUUCAAAAGGAAGCCUCAUAGGAUGUCUUUGCUGGGCUCAUCAGGUAUCGGCAAGUCCAAUUUUAUGGUAUAUUUAAUCUGGCGUCGCUUCCACGAUGAUGAGCUGAAAGAGUUCCCUGCUUUUCUGCACCAGAGCGACAUCAUCCAUCGGUUUCAGAAGGGCGAAGAGCCAAAGAAGGUCGAUGCUGAUACUUUGUAUUCAGCCCCUCAACAAGCUUUGUAUAUCAUGGAUGCCGACAUUGAUGUGGAACAUGGGGUCUUUUGCCAGUCUUUGUGGAUUACAUCUGCGCGGAGGCCCGAGACCCCAGCUUCUAAAGCCGAGCAUUUUAAGAAGGCCGAGCGCUUCUCUGGGCAGUUCUUUAUGCCACCAUGGACGUUGAAGGAGAUGCUGAAUGCAGAGGUCAUGGACUUACACGAGCUGAAUGAGUCGGUUGUCGAGGAACGCUUUGGCAUUUUUGGUGGCACUGCGAGGCUUGUUUUGGAGAGGGACGAGACAAGGGCAGUCAAUGACAAGGAAAGGCUCGUAGAGGCCGUGCAGUCCGCAGAUGCCCUGCAAUGUCUGAAAGUAUCGUCUGACAUGAAAGCCAUAAGCAAGACGACGCAUUUGCUGGUGAAGAUUCACCCAAAGCGGGAGUUCAGCUGGUUUGAUGUGCAGUUGUCGUCUCCCUAUGUUCGGCAAGAGCUGGUGAAGCAAAACAGAACAAAACGAGCCCAAGCUCUUUGGGAUCGUAUUGAUGACGGGAUGAUGACGGGCAUCGGUUUUGCCUUGUUUGAGGAAGAGUUCCACCAGUUCAUGCAGGACAAGUCCAUCGGCAAGUUCAAGCUCCGAGCCAGAUUUUGA